This is a messenger RNA of Mycena indigotica, 1854 nucleotides long. RefSeq names its product Velvet domain-containing protein. The transcript is spliced from 6 exons. The record is from RefSeq and is a predicted model, not a curated record. Lineage: Eukaryota; Fungi; Basidiomycota; Agaricomycetes; Agaricales; Mycenaceae. The coding region runs from base 1 to 1854 and encodes 617 amino acids.
AUGGCGCACAGACAAUAUGAGCUGACAGUCCGACAAGAGCCUAAGCAGGCCAGGAUGUGCGGUAUUGGGGGCAAAGCGGACCGUCGUCCUAUCGACCCACCUGUUAUCGUACAGCUACGAGUCAUCGACCCGUCAGCACCCCCUACUACGGAAACGGACGACAAGGACUCAAGCGAUGACGAGCCUCCAUACGGAAAUUUGGCUGGUUAUGCCCAGAGCUUUCUCCAAAACCCAUAUUACUUCAUGUUCGCCAGUCUCGCUAAGCCGGACGACGAUACAGAACUCCAUUGGCUCAAAGAUGGACGGACACGAUGCACAACAGGCAGUGUUGUGAGCUCGUUAUAUGCCUUGAAAGACCCGACCGCAGCGCCGGCUUCCAUAUCAAAAGACAGUCCAACUACGGCGCUACCCUCCUCUGACGCUGGCUUCUUUGUGUUCCCUGACCUCUCUGUUCGCACAGAGGGUUCCUAUCGUCUCAAAUUAAGUCUUUACGAAGUGGUUGGCAACGACGUCCGCCACUGUAAAUCCAUCUACAGCGCGCCGUUUUACGUCUACACGGCCAAAAAGGGAAUCAAAAUUCGCAUCCGGAAGGAUAUUCGCAUGCGAAAAGCCAGGGGAACAGCGCCACCCGCGCCGCCAAGUGCUAUAGUUCCUGCAGCCUCUACUUCAAGCAGCACUAAUAUGCCGGCUGUAGGGCUAGACCUAGCUGAAGAUGACAAGCCGCAGCAAAACCGUCCGGCUAAGCGGAGCCGCAUAGAUGACGGCAGUGGUAGCAACAAUACUGGCGGGGCUCCGCCCGUUGGAACCCCUUGGCCAUCGACUCCUUUGGUUCCACCACCUCCGGGAGCCGAAAUUCAAGGGCAACCCACGGGUCCACCAGCUGUCAUUCCUCCUCCGCCACCACCGAUGUCGGCGGGCCCGCCACCGGUGCAACAAACAGAUUUAUAUGACAAUCGAUUUGCUGCUUAUGAUCAAAGCCCUGUUGCUCACAUGACGGCUGGACCUAGUGCACCUCCUCAGCCCCAAGUAAUGCAUCCGCCACCUCCCCCUCCCCAUGCUUAUGCUCAAUACCCACAUCCGUAUUAUUACCCCCCGCCACCCCACUCCUGGGGCCCAGCUUAUCCAGACCCAUAUCAUCAACAAUAUGGUGCUCCGCCACCCAUGCGCUACGAUUAUAGUCACGGAUAUGCACCCCACCCUCCCCCAAUGCCACCUCAUUAUCAAUAUUAUGAACCCCAGCCGCAGCCUAGCUAUCCAGCUGGUGAGUAUGCGGCAGCAGGGACGGGAACGCCUCCAAUUCCCGUGCCAAGCAAUGCUCCACCGCCUCCAGCAAGUGCAAGUCCUGGUCCUGUUGUCCCAAGUAAUGCCCCUCCGCCUCCUGGUCCGGGUAUGGUCAUGCGACCACAUAUGGGACAACCUCAGUAUUAUAGACCAACUGGCUAUCCGGUUCAGCCCCCGCCAAUGUCGAUGCCGCCUUACUAUUACCCGCCAGCGCAGGCUCAACCCCAACCUCAACCCCAGCCCCAACCUCAACCUGAUCAUCACACACCCGGGCCUGCUCACUCAUGGGGCACUCCUGCGAAUCCGUAUUCAGUCAACAUACCGCCUGCCCCAGUUUGGAACCAGCCGCAAGGCCAGGAGUGGCACGGGCAGGCGCCAACGCCAUCCCACCAGCAACCCGGCACACGCGUCGAAUUACCGCCGUUACGCACACAGCCAAGCUCGGGAGAAGGGCCAGGCUCGGCUGCCAAAAGCCCUCCGAUGAUCCAGAUUGGAGCACGCGGGAAGGAGUCGGCCUCUAAUGGGAAAAAGGCUGCGCUCAGCAUUGGCAGCAUCAUCUCAGACGAAUCCUAG